This is a messenger RNA of Trichechus manatus latirostris (Florida manatee), 3574 nucleotides long. It is a transcript of the gene MYBPC2, whose product is annotated as myosin binding protein C2. Gene Ontology annotation, molecular function: protein binding. The record is from RefSeq and is a predicted model, not a curated record. The coding region runs from base 44 to 3475 and encodes 1143 amino acids. NCBI's taxonomy places the organism in Eukaryota, Metazoa, Chordata, Mammalia, Sirenia, Trichechidae. The transcript has 28 exons.
ACGCAGCUGCCGUCGUAGGAGCAGGAGGAGUUCCGCUGCCGACAUGCCUGAGGCAAAGCCAGAGGCCAAAAAGGCCCCCAAAGACAAAGAUGCCCCCAAAGAAACUCCCCCUAAGGAUGCUCCUGCAGAGGCCCCCAAAGAAGCCCCACCUGAGGAUCAGUCCCCCACUGCCGAGGAGCCCACUGGGUUGUUCCUGAAGAAGCCGAACUCUGUGUCAGUGGAGGCUGGAAAGGACACGGUGAUCGUGGCCAAGUUGAAUGGGAAGGAGCUCUCAGGCAAACCAACCAUCAAGUGGUUCAAGGGGAAGUGGCUGGAGCUGGGCAUCAAGAGUGGCACCCGGUUCUCCUUCCAGGAGAUUCACGACUCUGCCAGCAAUGUGUACACCCUGGAGCUGCACAUUGGGAAGGUGGUACUGGGGGACCGUGGGGAUUACCGGCUCGAGGUCAAAUCCAAGGACAACUGUGACAGCUGUGCCUUCAACAUCGAUGUGGAGGCACCUCGUCAGGAUGCCUCUGGACAGAGUCUAGAAAGCUUCAAGCGUUCGGGUGAAAGGAAGCCACAAGGCGCAGGUGAGCUGGAUUUCAGCAGCCUGUUGAGGAAGAGGGAGGUGGCUGAAGAGGAGGAGGAGAAGAAGAAGAAGAAGAAGAAGAAGAAGAGUGAUGAUGAUGACCUAGGUAUCCCACCUGAGGUUUGGGAGCUCCUGAAAGGGGCAAAGAAGAGCGAGUAUGAGAGAAUCGCCUUCCAGUAUGGCAUCACUGACCUCCGCGGCAUGCUGAAGCGGCUCAAGAAGGUCAAGGCUGAAGUCAAGAAGAGUUCAGCCUUCACAAAGAAACUGGAUCCAGCCUACUAUGUGGACCAGGGCAACAAGAUCAAGUUGGUGUUGGAGAUCAGUGACCCAGACCUUCCCCUCAAGUGGUUCAAGAAUGGCCAGGAAAUCAAACCAAGUGGCAAGUACUUGUUUGAGAAUGUUGGUAAGAAGCGAAUUCUCACCAUCAACAAGUGCACAUUGGCAGAUGAUGCUGCUUAUGAGGCAGUCGUCCAUGAUGAGAAGUGUUUCACUGAAGUCUUCGUCAAAGUACCUCCAGUCCUGAUCAUCACACCCCUUGAGGACCAGCAGGUGUUUGUGGGUGACAGUGUGCAAAUGAUGGUGGAGGUAUCAGAAGAAGACGCUGAAGUCAUAUGGAUGAAAAAUGGUGUGGAGAUGAUCCCAGGGGAUUCCCGCCAGGCCCGAUACCGCUUCAAGAAGGCCGGGAAGCGCCAUAUUCUCAUCUACCCAGAUGUAACCCAGGAAGACGAGGGUCGCUAUCAGGUCAAAACCAAUGGUGGCCAGUGUGAGGCUGAGCUCAUUGUGGGAGUGAAGCAGUUGGAAGUCCUGCAGGACAUUGCAGAUCUGACAGUGAAGGCCUCAGACCAAGCCGUGUUCGCCUGCGAGGUGUCUGAUGAGAAGGUGACAGGAAAGUGGUACAGGAACAGGGUUGAGGUGCGGCCCAGCAAGAGGAUCACCAUCUCCCACACAGGGAGGAUCCACAAGUUGGUGAUCGAUGAUGUCCAUCCCGAGGAUGAGGGAGACUACACGUUCGUGCCUGAUGGCUAUGCCCUGUCCCUCUCGGCCAAGCUCAACUUCCUGGAAAUUAAGGUGGACUAUGUACCCAAGCAAGAGCCACCAAUGAUUCACCUGGACUGCUCUGGCAAGACCGCAGAGAAUUCAAUUGUGGUUGUGGCUGGAAACAAGCUGAGGCUGAACGUGGCCAUCACAGGGAAGCCACCUCCUGUAACUACCUGGCUGAAGGGAGAUGAGGUAUUCUCAGCCACUGAGGGCAGGACCCGCAUUGAGCAGCGGGUUGACUACAGCAGCUUUGUGAUUGAGAGUAUUGAGCGAUCGGAUGAGAACCGCUACACUGUCAAAGUCGCCAGCUCCUCUGGUGAAUGCAUGACAUCCAUCUUCGUGAAAAUUGUGGAUGUCCCAGACCCCCCGGAGGCUGUGUGGGUCACCUCAGUUGGAGAGGAUUGGGCCAUCCUUGUCUGGGAGCCACCCAAGUACGAUGGGGGUCAGCCAGUCACCGGGUACCUCCUGGAGCGGAAAAAGAAGGGCUCUCAGCGUUGGAUGAAGCUGAACUUUGAGGUCUUUACGGACCUGACCUACGAGUCCACCAACAUGAUCGAGGGCAUUUUCUAUGAGAUGCGAGUCUUUGCUGUCAACGCCAUUGGAGUCUCCCAGCCCAGCAUGAACACCAAGCCUUUUAUGCCCGUUGCACCCACGAGUGAACCCCAACACCUGAUGGUGGAGGACGUGACAGACACCACUGCCACACUCAAGUGGAGGCCUCCAGAAAGGAUUGGGGGAGGCGGCAUUGAUGGGUACCUGGUGGAGUACUGCCUGGAGGGAUCCAAUGAAUGGAUCCCCGCUAACACGGAGCCUGUGGAGCGAUGUGGCUUCACUGUCAAGAAUCUCCCGACAGGAGCAAAAAUUACCUUCCGGGUUGUUGGGGUCAACAUUGCGGGACGCAGCAAGCCGGCCACCCUGACCCAGCCGGUCACCAUCCGGGAGAUUGUAGAGAAACCCAAGAUCCGUCUCCCCCGCCAUCUUCGCCAGACUUACAUCUGUAAAGUGGGGGAACAGCUCAACCUCCUCAUCCCCUUCCAGGGGAAGCCGCGGCCCAAGGUGGUGUGGACAAAGGGUGGGGCGCCACUGGACUCAUCCCGGGUGCACGUGCGGACCAGCGACACGGACACAGUGCUAUUCGUGCGCCAGGUGGCCCGCUCUGACUCCGGGGAGUACGAGCUGAGUGUGCACAUCGAGAACAUGACGGACACAGCCACCAUCAGCAUUCGGGUCGUGGAAAAGGCAGGGCCAGCAGAGAACGUGAUGGUGAAGGACGUGUGGGGUACCAAUGCCCUAGUGGAGUGGAAGCCCCCCAGAGACGAUGGGAACAGUGAGGUCACGGGCUAUCUCAUCCAGAAAGCUGACAAGAAAACCAUGGAGUGGUUCACCGUUUAUGAACACAAUCACCACAUCUCCUGCACUGUGUCUGACCUCAUCGUGGGCAAUGAAUACUAUUUCCGUGUAUACAGUGAGAACGUCUGUGGACUCAGUGACUCACCUGGUGUCUCCAAGAACACCGCCCGUAUCCUCAAGACAGGACUCACCUUGAAACCGUUUGACUACAAGGAGCACGACUUCCGAACAGCUCCCAAGUUCCUGACACCUUUAAUAGACCGGGUGGUUGUGGCUGGGUAUUCCACUGCUCUCAACUGCGCUGUCAGAGGCCACCCUAAGCCGAAGGUGGUCUGGAUGAAGAACAAGACGGAGAUCCAUGAAGACCCCAAGUUUCUGAUGAUUAAUCACCAGGGGGUCUUGACGCUGAACAUCCGCAGACCGUCCCCCUUUGACGCUGGGACUUAUUCCUGUCGGGCUGUCAACGAGCUGGGGGAGGCGCUGGCUGAGUGUCGGCUGGAUGUCCGAGUGCCGCAGUGAAACCUUCUCUUCUGUGAAUCAAGAUAAUUGCCUGCUGAGUCCUCAUCCCAAUCCCUGACCUUCCUGGUCUGUGCUUCCCUUUCCCAAGUUAUCAUUAAG